This is a messenger RNA of Ceraceosorus guamensis, 1251 nucleotides long. RefSeq lists its product as hypothetical. The transcript is spliced from 5 exons. The record is from RefSeq and is a predicted model, not a curated record. Bases 112 to 1251 code for a protein of 379 amino acids. NCBI's taxonomy places the organism in Eukaryota, Fungi, Basidiomycota, Exobasidiomycetes, Ceraceosorales, Ceraceosoraceae.
UCCACUUCUCCCUUCCCAUCUAACGCGCUUCUUCCUCACUCGUCUCUUACGACCUCCAGCUUCCCCAGCUUUCAAUCCAGCUUACCAGCUAAUAACGACAGCAGGACCAAAAUGUUCGCGCGCAAGCAGAUCCUCGUCAUUGCCACCUUGUUGGCCAUCCUUGGAGCUGCCUCGGCGCUCCCCCAGGACCCAACGACCAAGCCCACGCCUGAGGACAAGCCUCUCGCGACGGCCCCCACCGACUCUAAGGACAAGCCCAAGCCCCUCGAGACGGCUCCCACCGACUCUAAGGACAAGCCCAAGACUGGCGACGAGCCCGCUCAAACUUACGCCGAGCCCACUGGAUUCAACCCCGAUGGAAGCGGUGGCAAGACCCUCGGCCAAGACGAUCCUGCUACUGAGCGUGACGAGACUUGGCCCGCUUGCGACACGCCAGACCAGAACCCUGCUACUGAGGUGACGUGGAAAACGGGCAAAGCCAGCACCUACAAGCUCAGCGACGACAAGGUCUUCUUCUUGAGCCCUGGUCAGGGAGCCUGCACGAACUACACUGACAAGGACAUUGGAAUCUGCCUCAAGCCAGGAUGGCUUAACAGCGGCUAUCACAAUUUGUGUGACUCCGUCGUCGAGGUCUUCCACCCCAAGGCCAACGUCAGCUCCUUCGCUCGCGUUGUCGAUGCCUGCGGUGCUGUUGAAAACGCCACCUUCGGCUGCAAUGAUGUCUACCUCACCAAGGCUCUGUUCGAGACCCUCGCUGGAAACGACACUGAUGCUGUCGACAGGGGCGCCCUCCUUGGCCAAGUCCAAUGGCGUUUCCUGGACGGUGAACAAGCCAAGAAGGCACAGAAGAAGCACCCCAAGUUCUUCCCGCGUCCAUUCGCAACCACACACUCCAGAAGUAAGAGCAAGAACAAGGCUGACUCUUGGAAGGAUGAGAACGGCAAUGAACACGCGUCGGCAAAGAGCGCCAGUGUCACCGAGGGCGGUGCCCUUGCUGGUUGGGUCGACGCCUUCGGCGAUGACUUUGACGACCUCGACGACGAUGACGGCUCUCCCGUCACCGAGGCUACGGUCCCCCAGCCUGAGAAGGCAUCGGAGAAACCCGAGCAGACUCAGACUGAGGAGCAGAAGCCCGCAGACCAAAAGCCCUCGGACCAGAAGCCCACCGAGGAACAGCCCACCGAGGAACAGCCCACCGAGGAGAAGCCUGCCGACAAGCCCACCCCUAGACGUCGCUCCCUGCGUGCUUAA